GAUCAGGGACGGGAGUCGUGCCGACGUCGGUCCAUCGAUCCGUCACUCCUCACCUCCCUCUUCCUCCCUCCCUCCUCCUCCUCCCCCUUUUGUUGAACCCGAACGCCCACCUUUCUCCAGGCCAGGUUUGGGUGGUGUAUUCUGCGCAUCCCCGCUGAAGUGUUUGUGUUUGUUUUUUCCUCCUCCUGCUCCUCCUGCUCCACUUGGUCUGGAAGCCGGGGCCAUGAGGCGGAUCUCCGGGCUGUGACUCCCGCCCGGACCGGAGGCUGCUGGUGGGGAUGGUGCCGCUGUGAAGAGCCCGCUGGUGCUGGUUUCUUCUUGCCGAAAGGGACAUGCCCGCGGUCGGGGGGACGGGGAGGAAGUGCCUGGACACCAUGAGUAUUUUCAACCAAGACAAUGUGGAGGAUUUUUACGAAAUCGGGGACGAGCUGGGGAGCGGCCAGUUUGCUGUGGUCAGAAGAUGCCGGCACAGGGGCACGGGCGCCGAGUACGCCGCCAAAUCCAUCAAGAAGCGCCGCAGCAAGUCGAGUCGGCGAGGCGUGACGAGGGACGACAUCGAGCGCGAGGUGAACAUCCUGAAGGAGAUCCAGCACCCGAACGUCAUCACGCUCCUCGAGGUGUUUGAGAACAAGGCGGAGGUGAUCCUGAUCCUGGAGCUCGUGGCCGGCGGCGAGCUCUUUGACUUCCUGGCCGAGAAGGAGUCCCUGAGCGAGGAGGAGGCCACCCAGUUCCUCAAGCAGAUCCUGGAGGGAGUCUUCUACCUGCACACCAAACAAAUCGCCCACUUUGACCUUAAGCCGGAAAACAUCAUGCUGCUGAACCGCUCGGUGCCUCAUCCGCGCAUCAAGCUCAUCGACUUCGGCCUGGCACACAAGAUCGACUUUGGCAACGAUUUUAAAAACAUAUUCGGAACUCCAGAAUUUGUAGCUCCAGAGGUAGUCAACUAUGAACCUCUGGGCCUGGAGGCAGACAUGUGGAGCGUCGGUGUGAUAACCUACAUCCUUCUGAGCGGCGCGUCCCCCUUCCUGGGGGACAACAAGCAGGAGACUCUGGCCAACGUGUCGGCCGUGGACUACGCGUUCGACGAGGAGUUCUUCAGCAGCACCAGCGCGUUGGCCAAAGACUUCAUCGCCAGGCUCCUUGUCAAAGACCCCAAGAAGAGAAUGACGAUUCAGGACAGCCUCCAGCACCCGUGGAUCAAGCCGAAGGACACUCAACAAGCGCUGAGCAGGAAGGAGUCAGCCGUCAACAUGGAGAAGUUCAAGAAGUUCGCAGCUCGGAGAAAAUGGAAACAAUCCGUCCGACUCAUCUCUCUGUGCAACCGCCUGUCCCGCUCCUUCCUGUCCAGGAGCAACAUCAGCGUGGCGCGCAGCGACGACACGCUGGACGAGGAAGACUCCUUCGUGAUGAAGGCCAUCAUCCACGCCAUAAACGACGACAACGUGCCCGGUCUGCAGCACCUGCUCGGCUCCUUGAACAGCUACGACGUUAACCAGCCCAACAAGCACGGGACUCCUCCCCUCCUGAUCGCGGCCGGCUGCGGCAACAUUCAGAUCAUCGAAGUGCUGAUGAGGAAAGGCGCCGAGAUCCAGGCCCUCGACAAGAGUGGAACGAACGCGAUCUACUACGCAGCGAGACACAGCCACGUGGAGACCCUGAAAUUCCUCCAUGAAACGAAAUGCCCUCUGGAUGUCCAAGAUAAGUCCGGGGAGACUGCGCUUCACGUGGCGGCCCGCUACGGCAACGUGGACGUGGUGAGCUACCUGUGCAGCAUCCGAGCUAACCCGGACCUGUCCGACAGGGAGCAGGAGACGCCGCUGCACUGCGCCGCGUGGCACGGGUAUUCGCCGGUGGCCCGAGCGCUCUGCCAGGCGGGCUGCCACGUGGACGCCAAGAACCGCGAGGGGGAGAGCGCGCUGCUGACGGCGUCCGCCCGGGGCUUCGUGGACAUCGUGGAGUGCCUGGUGGAGCACGGGGCCGACGUCGAGGCCACCGACAAGGACGGACACACGGCGCUGCACCUCGCCGUCCGGAGGUGUCAAGUCGACGUGGUUCGCUGCCUCCUCAGACACCGCUGCCACGUGGACCAUCAGGAUCGCCAUGGCAACACGCCGCUGCACAUCGCCUGCAAGGACGGAAACCUCCCCGUUGUCAUGGCGAUCUGCAGCGCCAAGGCCAACCUGGACCUGCCCAACAAGUACGGCAGGACCCCCCUCCACCUGGCGGCCAACAACGGGAGCCUGGAGGUGGUCCGUCACCUCUGCCUGGCCGGAGCCGACGUGGACGUCGUCACCAACGAUGGAAAGACGGCGGAGGAUUUGGCUCACGCCGAUCAACACGAGCUCAUCGUUUCUUUGUUGGGGAAGCUUAAAAAGGACAACCACAAGCUGAGCUUCAUCCAGCAGCUGCGUCACACUCAGACCGUCCAGCCCCGCAUCAAGCUGAAGCUGUUCGGACACUCGGGGGCCGGGAAGAGCAGCCUGCUGGAGUCCCUCAAGUGCGGCAUCCUGCGCGGCCUCUUCAGGAGGAAGAGGACGCGCCUGUCCAGCGGCAGCCGCCACCCAAACUCCCCCGUCAACUCCAAACCCGCCGUGUCGGCGAGCAUCUCCAACCUGUACCCGGGCUGCGAGAACGUGAGCGUGCGGAGCCGCAGCAUGAUGUUCGAGCCCAGUCUGACCAAAGGCGUCCUGGAGGUCUUCUCCCCCGUCAGCGGCGCCCUGUCCGCGGCCGACGACCAGGCCACCAAGGCCAUCGACAUCCAGCACGGCAGCAUCCACGGGGUCGGGGAGUUCAGCGUGUGGGAGUUUUCGGGGAACCCGGUCUACUACUGCUCCUACGACUACUUCGCCGCCAACGACGCCACGGCGAUCCACCUGGUGCUGUUCAGCCUGGAGGAGCCGUACGAGACGCAGCUGGGGCACAUCACCUACUGGCUGAACCUGCUGAAAGCCCUCCUGCUGCCGCAGGACGACAUCGCCUUCGGGGGGCGGGUCCAGCAGCCCCUCACGGUCGCCCUGGUGGCGACGCACGCCGACCUCGCCGACGUGCCCCGCGCCUUCUCCGGAGAGUUCACCUACGACAAGGAGAAGGCCCUGCUCAAGGAAGUCAGGAACAGGUUCGGCAGCGACCUGCAGAUCAGUGACAAACUAUUUGUGAUGGACGCCGGAGCCUCGAACUCCAGAGACAUGAAGCUGCUGAGGAGUCACCUUCAGGAGCUCCGUGCCAACAUCAUCUCUAGCUGCAGUCCCAUGACGCUGCUGUCGGAGCGUCUGCUGACGACGCUGCCGGCCUGGAGGAAGCUGAGCGGACCCAACCAGCUGACCUCGUGGCAGCAGUUUGUGAGCGACGUCCAGGAGCAGAUCAACCCUCUGGUCAGCCAGGACCACCUGCGCACCCUGGCCCUGCAGCUGCACAGCAUGGGGGAGAUCAACAUCAUGCAGAGCGAGACGGUGCAGGACGUCGUCCUGCUGGAGCCUCGCUGGCUCUGCAGCACCGUCCUGGGCAAGCUGCUCUCCGUGGAGACGCCCAAGGCCAUCCACCACUACAGGGGGCGCUACAGGCUGGAGGAGGUGCAGGCUCUGGCUCCCGAGAGCGACGUGGACGAGCUGCUGCAGAUCCUGGACGCCAUGGACGUCUGCGCCCGCGACGCCACCAACCCGUCCAUGGUGGACAUCCCCGCCCUCAUCAAGACCAACGGCCUCCACCGCUCCUGGACCGAGGAGGAGGAGGAGGAGGACUCGCUGCUCUACGGCGGCGUGCGCCUCGUCCCCGCCGAGCACCUCACCCCCUUCCCCUGCGGCCUGUUUCACAAGCUGCAGGUGAACCUGUGCCGCUGGAGCCACCAGCAGAAGCCGGAGGAGGAGGGCGGCGAGGAUUUCGACGGCGAGAUCCACCUGUGGACCAACGGCGCCAAGGUGAGCCAGGGAGGAGUGGAGGCCAUGAUCCUGCUGGUCAACCACGGCCAGGGGCUGGAGAUCCAGGUGCGCGGGCACGAGUCCGAGCGGGCCAAGUGCUACACCCUGCUGGACACCGCCUGCAGCAUCACGGAGAACCUGCUGGCCUCCACGCUGCCCGGGCUGCUCACCGCCAAAUACUACCUGAGCCCCCAGCAGCUGCGGGAGCACCACGGCCCCAUCAUGGUCUACCAGCCCAAAGACUUCUUCCGCGCGCGAGUCCAGCGCGAGUCUUCGCUCACCAACACCAUGGGCGGCUACCGCGAGAGCUUCAGCAGCAUCCUGUCCUUCGGCUGCGCCGAGGUCUACCAGCAGGGCACCCUGGGGACGGACGUCCACAUAUCGGACGUGCCGCUGUUGGCCCGCAGGAAGCUGUGCCGCAUGCUGGACCCCCCGGACGCGCUGGGCAAAGACUGGUGCCUGCUCGCCAUGAACCUCGGCCUCACCGACCUGGUGGCCACACACGGCAACGGGACCCCCAACGGCGGCCCCGAGCUGGACUGUGCGACGGCGGACCCCGGGCAGGCCGCGCCGCAGCCCAGCCCGACCGCGGCGCUGCUGCGGGCGUGGAGCGGGCGGGCGGACAGCACCGUGGGCGUUCUGAUGGCCAAGCUGAGGGAGCUCGGCCGACGGGACGCCGCCGACUUCCUGCUCAAAGCGUCGCCCGUGUUCAGGGUCAACAUGGAGGCGCUGGUCGCCGCCGCCGCCAACGGCUACCCCCCCCCCGCCGCCUGCUACGGCGGCACGUCGUACAACUCCAUCAGGCUCCGUCGUGUCCCGCCUGAAACCGACCGGUUGGAGGUCCGGGGGGGGGGGGGGGGGGGUUGCGGCGGGGGUUCAGGCGUCCUUCCCGUGCUCGGCGAGCUUCGCCCGACGUGAACGUUUGCGUCACAGCGAACACGAAGUGCAAUCGUCCAGCUGCUCGCUCCUUAAAGCUUUCCGUUCGGUUGCCGUGGGAACCAGAUGUUGUGUCCGUGUGCAGACGACCUUUCCCUCACAACUUUGAAUGCGGCGGAGGCGCCGAUCGUCCGGCGCUCCAAAGAUUCCGUUGUGCUGCUAGUUUAUAUUAUUUCCCGCCCACGUCUCCGGCACAUCGAAGUCUCACUCGUCCUCGCAGACACUUUAAAUGAAAGAACAAACAAAGAUGGAGGCCUUGUGCUUGGACCUCUUAUUAGAUAUCCAAAUGAUUUGCCGUGUUUCCUCACAGGUGCAUUUGAUACGAUCUCCCUCCUCGCUUCUGUUUCUCUGACGUUCGGCCGUUAAAGCUUCGUGUUUGAUAAACGAGCAGCAUCUCUCCCUGUGUGGCCUUCGACCUCCCUAAAGAGCACAAACCGUUUCAUUUACAAACGAAAACGCAGGUCUUUGCUGACAUUAGAAGAACUGUGCCUUGUGGACACUUCACGGGGAAUUAACUUCAAUCACGUCUUAAUCUGUAGAAAGGAAAACGAAGCUCUUCUUACGGUUCAAUUAGAUUUUGCUGGAUCAGAUUUCUACUGCUUUGCGUUCGGCGUCGGCGUCUCUGGGGACGUGAGACUCGGCGCGACGCAUCGCUGGACAAAGUAUUAGAAGUUUCUUUCUUAAUCCCAAACAGAGAUCUACUGUGGUGACACUUUAUUUUACGAUGUCAUGAGCGGCUCCUGGAAGGAACAAUGGUCUCUAAUGUGUUAAUUAUGGGUUGAUUGUAAACAAUCCCGUAUCAUCUGGAGCAUCUCUAGCAGGGAGAUGAUGUCGGUACUUUACAUGCUCUAAACUAGUAGAAUGUUUAUUAUAUAAUCAGUUUGUAGGUGAAGACAUCGUCCUUUCCAGGAGCUUUUUUAAAGACUUCACAGUAACAUAUCAGUUCCUUUAUGAUAACUAUUGGACCUUUCAAAAUAAAGUGUCACUAUAAAGGUUUUCACUCAUUUUCCUCUCCAGCUUCAGCCCCACCGACCCCUGACAGAGUUCACUUUUAACCUUUUCUACCGAGCUGAAGGGUCGCUCCCAUGAUGGGAAUCUGCUUAAAAGCCUCCUGCGCAGGUUUCCUGUGACGUCCUCGUUGGAGCUUCUCUCUGCGCCGCUUCACGUCUCCUUUCUCUUUUGUCUUCUUGUAUCACGCAGCUCGGAAAGGUGGCGUGAAGUAAGAAAUGAAAGCGGGGGCGGAGGGGGGGGGUCAGAGGUCGGGGUGGGGGGCAUAACAACGUCCUCUAGUGAAAGCUGCUGUUUUCUGAUGUUGACGUUUGGAUAAAAGAGUCGCGCUGCACGCGGUGGGACGCGGCCAGAACAAAGAGCCAGAGUGCAGUAUUUCCUGUGAGGGGAAACUUUAGAUACUAUUUCAAAUACUCCUCUCUUCUCCUCUUUGUGCGUACUCUGCGUUUCCUCGUCCUCGCUCUUCUGUUCGCGCCGUCGGCCCAAAUGAAAGAUGAAUGUACGGCACUGAGAAUAUAAAGAAUAUAAAUAAUAAAACUAAUCAAAGACGCAACGUUUUAUUUAAGUUUUGUUUUACCGAAGCUUUUGCCAAUACUGUGUGCCUCAAACACACUCGUUCAUUCCUCUUGUUGUUGUUGUUGUUGUUGCCUUGUACAGUAUACGAGCUGAGAAGAGAUGUUUCAGAAAGGGAAGUGAAUAUUACAUUUUUGUAAAAGCUGGGAAUCAUUAUAUUAUUAUUAUUAUUAUUAUCAUCUUUGUGUCUGUUCGGUGUCUUUUUCUUUCCCGGAUGGUUCUCACCAAAAAAACGAGUGGAUUUAAAAGUGUCCCUGAAGCACAUUUAUUUGAUCUUUGAUAUUUCUCCUCCGAUCGCCACAUUGCACACGUUGUCUUCUUUCUUUUGUCGCUAUUUAUGUUACGUCCUUUUAGCAUGUCCUGGAAUGCCAUGUUCUUAGUACUUCUGACACUUGGUAGUGUGAUACGUUUUAUAAUAAAUUCUUUUCCUAACGUCUGGUCUCUCUCAUAUUUGAAGAUGGUUACUUCAUUGAUUAUUGUUAAAUGAAAUGUUACAGGUCUUUGUAGACGUGGCGAAACAAUUAAAACAAAGUCAACAAAAAUGCAUUUCUCUCCCAAUAGUUCACUUUUUCCUCUGAUAUUUUCUUGUCUUCUUCCCAAUUACUGAAAUGAUUUGAAAAGUCAAAUGAAACAAAUAGAAAUUCAAUUUAAGCAACUGCUGACAAAUGUCUAAGUUCAAAGAUCCAACAUGUUGAGUAAAAGAUCAGAACACAGAUCAAUAGUUCGAUCACUUUCUCCGCCUUUUAUUCUCUGUACGAGGGACAAACAAAACAACAUCCUGUUUCUGUUGUCGUCCGGAUUAGAUUCUAAGUUCAUCGUCUGAUCUCUCAUCUGAUUUGUUUGUGAUUAGAUGAAUAUAUCAAAUAGACAUUGGAGCCGUUGGUGUUUUAUUUUUUAUUUCACUGUAAACGAGAGCCAAUGACGUUCCCCGUGCCAUUUAUGAUAUUUUAGAAUAUUUUUUUACAAAUGAAAAAUUAGUGUAAUUAUCUUUUAACAUGACAUUUUAUGCCACUGAAUUUUCUUUUCUUCCUUUUUUACACAUUAAAGAAAGAAAUACUCUGCCCCUUAAAUAAAAGAUUCUACCCUUAAUUUUUUCCUAUCUUGUUUUAUAAUUAUUUACAAAUUAUAUAUCGUUAUAUUUUUGUGGUGGAAACUAACGAGUUUGGUCUGAAAUGAUUGUGUUUACAAAAUCAAAGAAUAAAGAAAAGACAAAACACUUGA
Molecule: messenger RNA, 7652 nt
Organism: Gasterosteus aculeatus aculeatus (three-spined stickleback)
Lineage: Eukaryota; Metazoa; Chordata; Actinopteri; Perciformes; Gasterosteidae
Gene: dapk1
Product: death-associated protein kinase 1
Biological process (GO): positive regulation of apoptotic process; intracellular signal transduction; protein phosphorylation
Cellular component (GO): cytoplasm; nucleus
Molecular function (GO): protein serine/threonine kinase activity; protein binding; ATP binding
Source: RefSeq, a predicted model, not a curated record